Paramecium primaurelia is the source of this 833-nucleotide messenger RNA. The record is from the annotation of a GenBank genome assembly. Lineage: Eukaryota; Ciliophora; Oligohymenophorea; Peniculida; Parameciidae.
UAUAUAUAUAAAGUAAGAAAAUUAUAUCAAAUGGGAAAAAUACGUGGUUUUGAUGCUUAGAAGAUAAUUAGAUGAAUACUUAAUUAAUAAAGAAAAUGCAGUAUAUGAUGGGAUAUUCAAUUAGUUGAUAUUUUUCUGAAAAAUUUUGUUAUAUAAAUUUUGUAAAUUUUAUGCAAACCUAAAAUAAAUCAUAAAUAUAAUAAGAAGAAAACAUACCUAUCAAAAAUUCAGAACAGGAAUAAGUAAAUUAAUAGAACCAUCAAAUUUAAUUGAACUAAUAAGAUCGAAUAUAAUAAUCAUCAAUACCAGUUUCUGAAAAAACUAAACUGCCUGUAGAAUCUAACAUAUAUUUGAAUUAAAAUAAUUUUCCAGGAUUCUAGGAAAUACCAAAUAAUUGGAUAAAAUAAGUUCCUUAUUAAUAAUCAGUUAUUGUAGCAUAAUAAAUAUAAUCUGAAGUGAAUUAAGUUUAACAAUCUUCUAAUUAGUAAAUAGACAAUUAAUAAUUAAUGAUUCCUUAAAGUAUGUCAUAUCAACCUGGUUCUGGUAUUCCAACUCAUCAUAACUUAACUUAAAUUCCAAAAUUAAGAUUAUCUUAAUAUUUAUAAUGUAAAUGGUGUAAUCAAGAAGUAUUUUCCUAAAUUGAGCAUAAAAUUGGACUGACUCAAGUAUUAUUGUGCCUCUUUUUCUUACCUUUAUUAGGAAUUGGUGUAAUUUUUUUAUUUUUUGAUGUAUUUAUAUAUAUAAUCAUAUAGACUUUAAAAGAUUGCUAACAUUUUUGUACUAAUUGUUCUUGUGAAAUGGGAGUAGUAAAAUUGAUUGAUUUUUAAUGUUGA